UAUACACAGUAUCAGAAAAAGAAAAAAAAAAUCGAAAACCCCAUUUUCAUUAUAGCUAAACCCUAGCGAGCCAGUUGCCUGAACGCAUUAAACCCCCCAACAAAAAAAAAAAAACGGGCAUCGCCAAGUUUUCAUGGCUCAUCGACGGUGCCUCCAGUCACUGGCCCGCCGUGCUACGGCUCUCAUUUCUCUCAAAACGACUCGGCCUCUCUCCACCCUCGAAAUGCUAACCUCGAAAUCAAAUCCAGUAAUAACCAUCACCAAUUUGGAACCGUCGUGGUGCACCCGCUGGUCCCACUCUCGUUACUUCUCGUCCAGCAAAAGCGACGACAGGGAGAACGAAUUGGAAAUGGAAGAGGCCAGCGAUGGAGAAACAGAGGACGACGAGGCGGCGUCGGAUUUAGAUAGGGAUUACUCGCCUGAGGAGAAGGAAGCAGAGGCCGCGGCUAUUGGGUACAAAGUGGUGGGCCCGCUCCAGCGGUCCGACCGUGUAUUCAAAGAUUAUGAGCCGGUUUUCGCAGUGGUUCAGAUCGGAUCGCAUCAGUUUAAGGUGAGCAAUGGGGAUUGUAUUUUCACAGAGAGGUUAAAAUUCUGCGAAGUCAAUGACAAGUUGAUUUUAAACAAGGUUCUCUUGCUUGGCUCACCUACCCAAACAAUUAUCGGUAGGCCUAUUCUCCCAGAUGCAGCUGUUCAUGCUGUUGUUGAGGAGCAUGCAUUAGAUGCUAAGGUAAUUAUUUUUAAGAAAAAGAAAAGGAAGAAUUACCGUCGAACCAAAGGACAUCGCCAGGAAUUGACUAAGUUGAGAAUAACUGAUAUACAAGGAAUUGAAAAACCAGAAAUGAAAACUGAUGGGAAGCCAUUAAAGGCAGCUGUUAAGAAGCCAGAGGAGAUUGUUGCUACUGCUUAAGAGGGAAUUUUUCCCCAUGGUUUUGUUUUGCAAAUAAUGGCUGCUCGUGUUUUUAAUCUCAGGGUUAUACGAUCUUCAUACCAGCGGUGACUCUACUCCACCUUCCUGAUUUGCUCAAUGUACAUUUUGGAUGUCCUAUGAAGCAAAAUAUCACCAUCCAACAGGGCACCUGUUGUGGCAUUGGUUUUGUUCACCCAUGCUUGUCUGCAACCAAGUGAAUUAAGAAAUAUGCCCAUGCUAAAUUUUUGUGCUAUUGUAUUUCUUCUUCUUUUAUUUGUAUUAAGUAGCCUAGUACUAACUUUCAGUUGACAGUACUAUAAUUUGAUUAUUUCCAGGCUUUCAAUCCUUUGAAUCUUUUGGGAUUUACUCAACACUGGGAUAUCAAAACAGUGGUUGCAGAGCACUGUCUCAUGGGAUGUAACAUGUGGUUACCUGAAUAUCUGGAAUUCAUUACGAUUUUUUCCCCUAAUAAAUCCGGAAUCCUAUGUUGUA
This is a messenger RNA of Theobroma umbraticum, 1399 nucleotides long. It is a transcript of the gene NFD1, whose product is annotated as Ribosomal protein L21. Lineage: Eukaryota; Viridiplantae; Streptophyta; Magnoliopsida; Malvales; Malvaceae. Gene Ontology annotation, molecular function: structural constituent of ribosome; RNA binding. Gene Ontology annotation, biological process: translation. Gene Ontology annotation, cellular component: ribosome. The record is from RefSeq and is a predicted model, not a curated record.